GGUAAAUGUCUCAAAACAAGGAAUUUCCCCUAAAAGCUGAUGCCAUCUGUACCUUCCAGAGCAGCCAGCAACCUCCUUCUCCAAAAAAGCCUCCAGCUGCGGGGUCCCCCGCAUCCCGCCCAACCUAUCAGCCCGAGUGGUGGGAGGAGACAGUGCCAUUCCCCACAGCUGGCCCUGGCAGAUCUCCCUCCAGUACCUCAGUAGUGGCACGUGGAAGCACACCUGCGGUGGCACCUUGAUCAGCCCCAGUCACGUCCUCACAGCUGCUCACUGCAUCAGCAACACCCUGACCUACCGCGUGGGCCUGGGGAAGAACAACCUGGAGGUGGAAGAUGAGGAAGGCUCCGUGUACGUGGAUGUGGAUACCAUCUAUGUCCAUGAGAACUGGAACUCGUUUCUGAUUCGCAACGACAUUGCCCUUAUCAAGCUGGCGGAGUCUGUGGAACUGAGUGACACCAUCCAGGUGGCAUGCCUGCCGGAGGAGGGCUCCUUGCUGCCUCAGGACUACCCCUGCUACGUCACAGGCUGGGGCCGCCUCUGGACCAAUGGCCCCAUUGCCGACGAGCUCCAGCAGGGCCUGCAGCCCAUAGUGGACCACGACACGUGCAGCCAGAGAGAUUGGUGGGGCAGCACGGUGAGGGACACCAUGGUGUGCGCCGGGGGUGACGGCGUCAUCUCAGCCUGCAACGGGGACUCGGGCGGCCCACUGAACUGCCAGGCCGAGAGCAGCAGCAUCUGGGAGGUGCGGGGCAUCGUCAGCUUCGGCUCCGGGCUGAGCUGCAACACCCUCAAGAAGCCCACGGUCUUCACCCGUGUGUCCGCCUACAUCGACUGGAUCAACGAGGUGGGUGUGCUUCCCAGCCCUCCUUCCCACACCCGCCGACCCCUCACCCUCUCUCACUCUUCCCUCACUUGUUCAUUCAUCCAUCCACUCACUCACUCGUUCAAGAAGUGUUGA
Molecule: messenger RNA, 958 nt
Organism: Camelus dromedarius (Arabian camel)
Lineage: Eukaryota; Metazoa; Chordata; Mammalia; Artiodactyla; Camelidae
Product: chymotrypsin-C
Exons: 7
Coding region: 647-958 (103 amino acids)
Biological process (GO): proteolysis
Molecular function (GO): serine-type endopeptidase activity
Source: RefSeq, a predicted model, not a curated record